UCGGAUUGUUGGUGUUUAAUUUUGACAAGAUAGGGUGCAUCACUUUUCGGAGUUUAAACUUUUGGAUAACGUAUUUAUGCCUAAAUUUAUGAAAUUAAUAGCAAUUCAGAGUAAUGAAAGUUCUAAAUGCCCUCAGCAAAUUUCAAAAGUCUCCGAACACUUUUAUACCAGUCCACAUGCAUCUUCGUCCAAGAACACGGAGUCAGAUGACAAUAUGGAAUCUACCUGAAGAACUAUUGUUGUAUAUCAUUAAAGGAUUACAUAUCAGAGAUGUUCUUAAUUUGAGAGCUGUUCACCCAUACUUUAAAGAUUUAAUAGAAAACAGUUCUGUGAUCUGGAAUUCCACAAGUUUUCAAGAUGAAUGGCCCUCACUGAAAAACAUUCCUCAUUUUGAGAAAGCUGGAGAUUUGGGAAAUCUUGAAGCAUUGAUUAAAAUGGCCAUUGCCUACCUCUAUAAUGAAGGAUUACCUACAGAUUUGGAAGGAAAGAAAACAAUCAACAAUGGAGAGAAGGCAGCAGAUAUAUUUUGUAGAAUUGAAGGACUUAGUCCAAACACAGAUCCUUUUACAUGGCUGUUUAUACGACCACCUUGGUCUGUUAAUGGUGCUUGUUGCAAAGAAUGUGUCUUCAAAUACAUGAAAGAUUUUAUCAAAACGACAAAAGAUAAAAAUAUCCAUGUAUGUGUAGCUAGGACGUUAAUGUUACUGGAAUCAGAAGAUACUACAGAGAUUUGCCAGUAUCUAAAGGAUGGUGCUGAACUUGGAUCAGGCGUAGCAGCAUUUAUGUUCUGGCAACAGAAAUAUGAUAAAAUGGUAAUGGACAAAGGAACAGAAUUAACUAGUAUAAGGGAACUGAGGGAUCUGACUUCUUUAGGCUAUCUUGAAGCUAAACUGACUCUCUGUAAAUACUACGCACAUGGGAAAUAUGGCGGUAUAUCUCAACACCAGGCAGCUAUGUUUGUAAAAGAUUUGGUGCAGACAACAUCACCUACAAACACUCAAGACUGCUUUCAAACCUCACAGGAAUUAACCCAAUCUAUGAGAUACAUUCUUGUCGAUUGGUUGGUAGAAGUCGCAGGGAUGAAAGAUUUCUCUAGUCAUACACUGCAUGUAGCCGUUAGUAUGGUGGAUAGAUUUUUAAAAGUUCACAAGACAUCUCGUUCCAAACUGCAAUUAUUAGGUGUAGCCGCUAUGCUUCUUUGUUCAAGAUAUUUAGGUAAAGAUAUUAUCACCAUUAGAGAGGCAGCCUGGCUGACCGACAGUACAUACAAGUAUGAAGAUAUUGUCCGAAUGAUGGGCGAGAUAGCUGCUACCUUGAAAGGCAACAUUAGGACAAUCACUAGCAUUGAUUUGGUUGAGAUAUUCUGUAUACUAUGUGAUCUGGAUAAGAAAUCGUGUUACUUAGCAGAAUACAUCUGUGAACUUUGCCUUCUCCAGGCAGAGAUGGGACAAUAUAGCCCUGCAGAGAUUGCUGCUAGUUGUGUGCUGUUAGCUCGUGUCUUAAUGAAGCAUGAAAAUGCUUGGCCAUCAAAGAUGAGUUUAUUCACAGGAUAUAAGAUAGAAGACAUAAGUAGAUGUGCAUUCCAUCUUCAUGAAAAGUGCUUCCUAGAGGGAUCCGUUGUGGAUCAUAGAGAUGUUAAACUACAGUCAGUUAAACUUAGAUAUGCUGAAGAAAAAUUCUACAAAGUCAGUGAAAUACAGAUAAUGAGUUAUGAAGAAUUGUGCAUAAUGUUAGGUGUAACAGAACACAUACUACAAGGAUGUGAUGUACGUGUCAAGUUCAAAAACGAUGAUGAGCUUAUCUUAUCUCCCUCCCGAAAGAAGAGGAAAUAUGACAAACCAUAUUCCCGUAUGAGAGAAAGAAGAACUUUCAAUAGUUUGACAAUGGAAGGAGUCCGACCACAUGAUUCUGUUUUGUCUGGUUAUGAUGGUGACAAAGAAGAUGCAGAUGAGUCUUUUAUAGAAGAAGAAGAAUUCAGUGAUUGCAGCAAGCUAGAUGAAGGAUUUGAUGCUUCCUCAUGUUCUGAGGGAGAGUCUGUAAUCCAGCCAACAUCUGCCAGUAAAAAUGUCAAAACAAUGACCUUAAAUAUCUCAUUUAUGAACACAUCACCUCUUGCAUCAGGAUUUUCAUUAGUUACUCCUGGUUACUCCUGUGAUAAAGAAUUAACCUCAGGAUUGGCGUCUUCGCCAAUGUCCUCAACCCCAGAGGAUUGUCCGUCCACAUCAUCUGUCAUACCGAAAUCAUCAUCGCUCUGUAAACUUGAACAUCUACCGUCAAUGUGUGCUGACUCUACAAGUGAUUCAGACUUUGAAUUCUCUCCAACAAAAUACUCUGACAAACGCAAAAGUGCUACAAGUCACAUGACUUUACGAGGAAGUAGAAAAAGACGACAGGGAGGAAGUUGUUGUGCUCUAGUGCUUCACCACAAUCUACGCCAACACAAUCAGUGAUUGUUGUGAUAUUGACAAUACAGUAAUGUGCUACCGAUACUGCCAAAAUAACACUGUCAUGGCAACCAAGUUGCAAAGUGUAUUAUUAUGUGGUCAUAGCCACACUAAAUUGAAUGACUGAAUGAAUGGAAUGUUUCUAUUUAAAUUUGAUAACUGAGAAAGUAUGAUUAUGAAAUAUUUCAAAUGUUUAGAAAACAUCUGUUUUGCUGAAAUAAUGUUCAGCUCAGUAUAAAUAAGGAAUUGUUCAGCUCUCUAUCUUCCUUUCCCAAUGCAAAAAAAAUAAUUUUUGGCUCAGCUCACUAUUAGGAAAGGACCAAGGAUGCUAAUUAUAGUUGCCUUUGGAAUAAACUAAAACAAACUACUUUGGUGAUGUCAUGUAAUUUCUUUUAAUAUAAAGGGUAUAUAAAUUGGUGAUUUCAACAAUAUUAUAAAAUAUUGCAUGCAAAAAAGAGCAGGAGGUACCCUAUCUUUAAAAAAUGAAAACACUGAAUUAUUACAUUUGCCAAAUGGAUGUUUCCUAUAUAUUGUGAAUUAAAUUUUUAAAAGCAUAAUUGUUCAUGUAAUAACUGUUCCAAAAGAUUAUAUAUGGUAUGACUUGUCUUGUGACAGGAAUGUAUGAUUGACAUGAUAAUAAGCCUCUAUGUGAGAUGACUGUAUUUAAGUUUGUCUGAAAAGUCAUGCAUGAUAAUUGGAUAAAAGGUUACUUCAGACAUUAUUCUCAUUACAGUGCGUUAAAAUUUUAUUUGAAAAACCAAAUUGUAUGCUUUUUUUGAAGCAUUACACUCUUCGCUUGCAGAUUUAUUUGAGUACAAAUAUUUGUGAUCAGGGGAGAGAUGUAACAAGGUUUGAAGAAAGCCAUAUUAUUAUGUGCAAUGCUAUUUUAUUUAGCUAAAUGAUUCCGUCUUAGACAUAUCAAUAUGAUAUUAAAAUGGGUAAUACAUGUUAGUCAAACUUUAAAAGGUCAUUCCAUGUCAUCACACUAAUCAUGAAUAAAUAUUUCAUCUGACAUCAUUUUCAUUACUAUCAUAUUUUUUGUUGAUAAUUUAUAUUUAUACAUGACUUUUAUGUAUUUUAUAUUUUUUUAUAUUACUGUGCCAGUUUCAGACUUUCAUGACUUAUCUUACAUACCAAUAGCUGAAUUAAAACACAUGUAUUAGAAUUUCAUUCUUUAAUUGAAAUGUUGUCAAUCACUGGCUUUUUCUGUCAGUUAUGCUUUUUCUUUUACAAAUUCAGCAUUAUGUCUGUGUCUUUUUGCUACAUUUAAGUGGGGAAAUGAUAAGUAAAGAGAUUUAAAAAGGACUUGUAUUUUAAAUACUGAUGAAAUUUGCAAAGAAAACUUAACCUCUUGAGAUCUGCCUUUUUACCGGUUUAGAAAUCUUUAUUAAAUCAAAGAUUUCUUUCUGUUAUCUGUUUUCUGUUAUGUAACUUUUGUUAUAGCAUAUAUUAACUGUUUGUUGUGUUUUCUUGUGAGUAUGUCUUAGAAAGUGUUUUUGUUAUAAAGUUAUGUAUAUUAUUGUAUGAGAGGUUUUUUCACAUGUUAAAAUUCACUUAUUUAUUUAGUAAAGUUGGUUGUUUGGUUUAUUGCUGAAAUAUGACGACAGUAAGUCAUUGUUUGAUUUGAUCACAACGUUAUUGAAGGGUAGUUAGUUUUUAGUCAAUGUGAACAAAAAUUGUUUACCUGAAAUUUGCAUACUUGGGAAGUAUAAAACUUUGAAGUUUGUAUGGUCUUACAAAAAAUAUUUCAAAAUAUUGCACAUCUUGAUCAAUACUCUUGUUCUAAAACAGGCAGGAAGCAAUUGCAAUUUUUUGUUAUUAACAGAAUUUAACCAACUACUUUGUCUUUUUUCAUACAGAAUCUAGGUGCCUAAUUUUAGUCAUUAUAGACACCCACUUUAAUAAUUUUGAAAGUCCUGCAUUAAAUUUAUUUAUGCUGAAUCAGUCCCAUUGAAAGUAUGGAUGAAAAAUACAUUUAUUUUUGUAUGAUUGUGGGCAUUUAUGUGUGUUCAAGAAUUCUCAUUUAUGUUAUAUUUUGUGGAGAUUUAAUAUUUUUGUAUCAAAAGAAUAAAAUUUAUAAUAUUGUA
Mytilus californianus (California mussel) is the source of this 4531-nucleotide messenger RNA. RefSeq names its product cyclin-F-like. Gene Ontology annotation, biological process: mitotic cell cycle phase transition; regulation of cyclin-dependent protein serine/threonine kinase activity. The coding region runs from base 114 to 2450 and encodes 778 amino acids. Gene Ontology annotation, molecular function: protein binding; cyclin-dependent protein serine/threonine kinase regulator activity. The transcript has 14 exons. Gene Ontology annotation, cellular component: cyclin-dependent protein kinase holoenzyme complex; centrosome; nucleus. Lineage: Eukaryota; Metazoa; Mollusca; Bivalvia; Mytilida; Mytilidae. The record is from RefSeq and is a predicted model, not a curated record.